This is a messenger RNA of Sarcophilus harrisii (Tasmanian devil), 4461 nucleotides long. RefSeq names its product peroxisomal biogenesis factor 16 (gene PEX16). The transcript has 11 exons. Gene Ontology annotation, cellular component: peroxisomal membrane. The record is from RefSeq and is a predicted model, not a curated record. NCBI's taxonomy places the organism in Eukaryota, Metazoa, Chordata, Mammalia, Dasyuromorphia, Dasyuridae. Gene Ontology annotation, biological process: peroxisome organization. Bases 445 to 1455 code for a protein of 336 amino acids.
GACGCCUCCGGCUCGGCCACGUGGCCCCGGCCGCGGAGCCCUUUAAAUCCCCUCCUUCUACUCGACCCUCUCGGCACUCGAUUGGCUGAGUCCGCCUGUAAAAAGGGACGAGCUUCGACCUCCAGUCUCUGAAAGCAACUGCCCGGGCUGAACCCGGAUCGACGCAGGCGCACGGCCAACUCUGCCAAAAGGCUAAGCUAGAGCAAGGUCUGGCAGCGUCCCGAUUGGACGGCCCUGCGGAGCAUCGGGGCCAAUGAAAGGGCGGGAUUGGGAGGGCGUAACCGGGAAGGCCGUUGCCAAGGACGACCUUAAGGGGCGGGAACUUGUUUGGGCGGAAAUGGGGCGGGGUCAAGGCCGGAUGCAGGAAGCAGACUGCGGGACGCAGGACGCGGCGGCGGCGGCUCCCUGUUCCCUGCCCUGGUCUCCCUCCAGUUCAGAGACGCGAUGGAGAAGCUGCGGCUCCUGGGCCUGCGCUACCAGGAGUACGUGACCCGCCACCCGGCCGCCACGGCCCAGCUGGAGACGGCGGUGCGCGGCCUCAGUUACCUGCUGGCAGGCCGAUUCGCCGACUCCCACGAGCUGUCAGAACUGGUGUACUCCGCCUCCAACCUGCUGGUGCUCCUGAACGACGGCAUCCUGCGCAAGGAGCUAAGGCAGAGCCUGCCCGUGUCGCUGUCCCAGCAGAAGCUGCUGACAUGGCUGAGUGUGCUCGAGUGCGUGGAGGUGUUCAUGGAGAUGGGGGCCGCCAAGGUGUGGGGGGAAGUGGGCCGCUGGCUCGUCAUCGUCCUCAUCCAGCUGGCCAAGGCCGUGCUGCGCAUCCUGCUGCUGCUCUGGUACAAGGCUGGCCUCCAGACCUCCCCCCCCAUCGUGCCACUCGAUCGGGAAGCGCAGCUGCAGCCCCAAGGUGGUGAGCACAGUGUGGGCAGCCAGGACCGGCCCUACGUGGGGAAGCGGUCCAACCGUGUGGUGCGGUCCCUGCAGAGCACGCCAUCCUUGCACUCGAGGCACUGGGGAGCCCCUCAGCAGCAGGAGGGGCAGCCACACCACCGAGCGGAGGAGCUGGAGGCCGGCCCCACGCCCCUGGGGUUGCAGGAGACCAUUGCUGAGUCGGUGUACAUUGCCCGGCCCUUGGUGCACCUGCUGAGCUUGGGCCUGUGGGGUCAGCGGUCGUGGAAGCCUUGGCUCCUCUCUGCCAUCUUGGAUGUGACCAGCCUAAGUCUGCUGAGUGACAAAAAAGGGCUGACUCGGCGGGAGCGACUGGAGCUCCGGCGGCGGACCAUCCUGCUGCUCUACUACCUGCUGCGCUCCCCCUUCUACGACCGUUUCUCUGAGGACAGGAUCCUCUUCCUGCUGCGGCUGCUGGCCGAUUACAUUCCUGGUGUUGGUCUGGUCAUCCGGCCACUGAUGGACUACUUGCCUGCAUGGCAGAAAAUUUACUUCUACAAUUGGGGCUGACGGGCAAUCCAGGGCUGAGGAGGAAGGUUGCUGAGAGGGUGGGGGAUGUGGGGGGCAGGCUCUGAUGCAGGAUCAGGCAGCCCAGCCCUUCAGCCCUUCAGCGCCUCUGUCCUCUAAUAAAACUGGCCCCGGUGAUGCUCCUAAGCGUGUCCCCUCUGUGCCCCCUAUUGGGGAGCCCUGAAACCCACACCCAGCCAGCCUUCUGGGGAGCUGGAGCCUCUAAAGUCGCUGCAGCUCCAUAAGGACCACCAACUCUACUCAGCACACCCCCUGAGCCUGCCCUUCCACCCCGCAGUGCCGCCUCUUAAUGAACCUCCUGGGAAGGAAGCUCCAUCAUGUGCAGUCGUCUCUGUUAAAAAAACAGGAAGCUUCUAAUCCCUGGGAAGUAGAACUGGUCACCUUCCAGCCUUGGGACCAGCCACCUCUGGUCAGGGUUUGCCACUGAAGGUAAAAAGGGAGAACCUCGGUAGAGCUGGGAUGUGGUCAGGGGGAGUCCUUAGGGGUCUCCCCUCGUCAGGUCUUUAAUCUUUGCUCCCCAGCUCAGAAAUAAGAUUUCACUUUCAUAAUGAACACUUUGACUAAAAUUGCUAAUUGUUGUCAGUGGCUCGGAUGGAAGCGUAUAUGGGAAGCUUACCUCAUUUGCAGAUGACAAAACUGGGGAGAAUGGCUAACCUGCUUAUGAGUCAGGAUCUGGGGGGUCUCAGAAGCUUGCAUGAACUCUAAGGUGACGACCUUAAUGAGUUUAAGCAGUUCUGACCCUUGAGUCAGUGCCACAGAUGCACUCACCUCAGAUCAUUUAGUAGGCUUUGGAGUCAUGAGCCUGGAGUGGGAAAAGGCCAUCUGGGCUAGCGGGAGGGCUUCCAUUCUCCCAGGGCACUACCCUGAUUAGGGGAAAGCUCCCCCGGCUGGAGCAGCCGCCAACGAGCAGCUGGGCCAAGGGCAAGCAGGGGAUCCCUUCAGGUUCUGUCUCCUGUUGACAUUGGUGGGGGAAAUGGAAGGGUUUGGCAUAAAGAGGGUGUGUUCAACCUUUGCCUUGGAGUUUGGCUUAGAAAGGGAAGAGAUUGGGAUGCGUGGAGAUUCUUUGGGGUUUGUUAGGGUAGUCCAGACACGAGCUGGGGGGCCUAAACCCCCCCCUCUCCCAGCAGUGGUGUGUGAGGUGUGAGUAUAAGGGCAUCGCUGCACGAUACGGAGAUCAGAUGGACAAGACCGAGCCCCUGAUUGGAGUUGGGAAAGUAGAGCCCGCCUUUGAGGCUGUGAAGCCUGGAGACUGCAGGGUAGACCUCCCUCCAUGGAAACGGGGAAGGAACCCAGGAGUUAAGAAUGUUCUGUUUGGGAUGUGAUUGGAGAUGUCUCUGUGUUACUCAGGAUAUGAAUAAUGGGCAGUUAAGAGCAGUAUGGGGUUAAAUUGAAAGGUUGGCUGUAGCAUUGGGAUAUACUGUGGGAUACCCAGGGAGUUGCUGAGAUCUUUAAGGCUGAGAGUAUAGUGAGGAAAGGGCCCAAGGCAGCCCUAGGGGCUAAAAGAGACCCAAGACCUAUGAUGUUGAAGCUAGACUGAAGCGUGAUCAGAUGUACAGAGCCAAGAGAGAGCGGCAGGACCGAGCAGAGAGUGCCUGGGAAUACAGCAGCAGUGACCCAGAAAGGCCUGGAGAUCUUGGGUAGCUUCAAGGAGCAGUUCUGGUAUCUGGAAGCAGUCAUCAAAGGGUUGGGGAAUGAGUGGUUGCAAAGGUACAAGAGACUCUUAGUAGAUUCUAGAAUUAAAUGAUACUCUCAAGAAAUCUGGCUAUGAAAGGGAGGAGAGAAGUCACCUAGGAUUUGUUCAGUGCCGAGUACUCUGCUAAGGAAAAGGGGGGGCUGACCGGUGAGACAGGCCCUAGAGGAGCAGGGAAAGGAUCCCACUGAAGGAACAAAGCAAUGGGACCUUGAUUAGUCCCGGAGUGCCCUGUGGAGAGUGUAGCCAGAGGGGGGGGCAGGAGGCCUGGAGGCCUUUCUCCAACUUUUUGCCAGGUCCCACAGCAUUGAGUAUAGGGGACAUGUUUUGUUCAGGUAAGUUCCAGAGAGGCAGCAGGGCACAGCUGGUCCUGCCCACUUGGGUCUCUUCUCCAUGUGAUAGGGGAAAUCAGAAAUAACUGAAGAAACGUGAGCUUUUGACCAUAUCGAUAUGUUAAGCAACGUGCCGAUUGCAUAACAAAUCGGGAUCGGGCCUUGACCCCAAAUGAAGGAGGAGACAUUUAUUUUCAUUAAAAGAAAAGAAGCUAGAAAUCAGGAUACAAGGUAAACAUUUUUAAUGGGAGGAAUGAUUAGGGGGUUUCCACGUUGGGAGGGGGUGAACAGGGUCCAAUUCCCUGAAAUCAGAUAAAGCCAUCCCACUUCCCUGCCUCCCAAGCAUCCGCGAACAAAGGAGCCCGGAAACAGUGAUGAACCAGCGCGAAGCUGGAUUUCAGGGAAGACACGGGUUGCUCGAGAUGUCCAGUUGUGAGAAAAGUCCUGGUGCGGAUCUUUGGAUCGAUGGCAGGGGUCCUGAGCUGGGAGUGUGAGCAGGUGGAGGGGGUCCAGCUUUCUUGCCAUGAAGGGCAGGCUCAAACAGUGCAAUAAAGGUUUCUCGUCCAGCUUUCCCAAGGAGCGCCUGGUCAACCUCUGCUUGAACUCAUCCAGUGCUGGGGAACUCGCUCCUCAUCUCUGUGUGGAAGUCCUUUUCAAAUAGAGUCUUAUCAGGUCUGGAGUCAAGACCCGAGUUUAAAUCCAGCCCAGCCGUGUGACCUCAGCUAAGCCACCUUCUUUCUGUCUGCCUCAGUUUCCUCAUGUGUGAAAAGGAGAUAAUUAUCCCCUGGUUCCCAGGGUGGUUGUUGGGACCAAAGGAGGUCAUUGUGAAUGGCUUAGCUCUGCCUGGCACAUCCUGGGCCCUCUAUUAAUGUUGGCUGUUACGGGUUUCCUUUGAGUUCGCUAGGAUAGGGCUGUUUGCACCGUCUGCCCUGAGUGUUUUUCACUUUGUCCCUUCACGCGAGUCCU